AUGCUGCACAGGGCCAUCUUCCUCCUGUUCCUCCAUUUAGUCAUGUGCUCCAUCUCUUCUCCUCUCUAUCCAGCUCUCAGGUACAAUCCACUGCCCAUCUCUAGCAAGACGGUGAGCUUUCAGCUACAGGACGGCAGUCCAGUGCAGAGCAACAAUCUCUCUGUGGAGCAGCAGCAGCAGGAAGAGGAGGGUUUUCUAGCCAACCCUGCUGAAAAAAGGAUGCAGCGUCAUGCUGAUGCCAUAUUCACUGACCACUACCGGAAAGUCUUGGGGCAGAUCUCUGCCCGGAAGAUCUUACAAACCAUUAUAGGCAAACGGCUGGGGCAAGAGAUGGAGAAACUGUUUGUAAAGCCCCUGUUUGCAGAGAGCCAUUCUAGCAGCCAUUCUUGUUCUUUGCAUAACCCAACCAGCGAACGCAGUCCAGGGGAAGGGGAGCAUGAAUUUUUGACCAGACGCCAGUCUGAGAGCAUCUUGAUGGACAGCCGCUACCACCAGCAGAUGGUAUUAAAGAAUUUCUUGGGAGCCAUAUUGCAGAAUCAAAGGCCUCAGGAUGUCAACAGUGAUCAUGUCAAGGACUUUGCCAACACCCUGGCCAAGCUCAUGAAACUGUAA
This is a messenger RNA of Trachemys scripta elegans, 612 nucleotides long. It is a transcript of the gene GHRH, whose product is annotated as growth hormone releasing hormone. Lineage: Eukaryota; Metazoa; Chordata; Testudines; Emydidae. Gene Ontology annotation, molecular function: growth hormone-releasing hormone receptor binding; peptide hormone receptor binding; growth hormone-releasing hormone activity. Gene Ontology annotation, biological process: positive regulation of cell population proliferation; positive regulation of growth hormone secretion; growth hormone secretion. The record is from RefSeq and is a predicted model, not a curated record. Gene Ontology annotation, cellular component: perikaryon; terminal bouton; extracellular region.